AAUACGCGUGUAGACGCGACUUUUUUUAUUUAAUACAUUUGUAAAAAUGUCUGAAUUAGGGUUCCUGAAUUCUGAAUUCCAUUUUUCAUUUUGACUUUUCACUUUUGGGAAAAAAAUUAAAUGAAUGGAUUUGAGCUCCAACAAAAUGUGAGAAGAAGUGAAGGAGUCUGGAGAUUUUCUGAAUGUGCCAGGCUCCGGGGGGCCGUUUAGCCAGGCUAAGCUCCACACCCAGAUAUAAUGGUCAGCUGCCCACCCAUGCUGUCACUUUGUGCACCUUGGCAACUUUUUCACCAUACACACUCACUUUCAGAUGUCCCCCAUACCAUUUUGGGUGUGGACCUGCUGGUGGGAGACCUCAUUAGUUUGGGGGUGCCGUGCCGUGCCCUGCCUUGUACCCAAAACUUUAACCUGAAUGGUUCCCAACUGGGCAGUACGGUGGUGCAGCAGUCGCACUGCCCCCUUGGGUUCACAUCCGGGGUCUUUCCUGCGUGGAGUCUUCAUGGUGUCCUGUGGGUGGGUUGCCUUCUGGGUGCUCCAGUUUCCUCCCACAGGUUAGACGGACUGGUGAUGUUAAAUUGUCCCCUGAUGUCUGUCUGUCUGUGUGGCUGGUGUCCCAUCCAGGGAUUGUUCCUGCCCUGCUGAGUCUUGUGCCUGCUGAGUGAGGCUCCAGCUUCCCUGAAACACUGCCCUGAAUUAAGCAGAUUUAGGACAUGGAUGAUUCCUAAGUUUCAGAAUCUACAGGAUGAUGACUCCCAUAAUUGCACUGAAGCUUCUGCUAGGUGGGCAAGCAAUAACCUGUUUUCAUAAUCAGAAACUUUUUGGGUCCCCUUUGGAGAUUGGAGUAGCGGGAUUCAUUGACAGUCGACCGGACAUUUUUGAUGAUUGAUCAAAAAUCCAAAGUCUUACAUUAUUGUGUGCUUGGUUUCUGAAUUGAAGCCCCCUGACUCGCCCACACCCGUAAGCUGUUAUAGCGAUGCUACGCUGAGGAGUUUGUCAUUAGAUCAUUAAAAGCUGCAGUCUUCUCCCAACGAUUUCCAUUUUUUUUUAAAGAUAUUUACUGCACAUAUGGAGAAGGCGGCCAUUUAGUUCAGUUCGUCUGUUCUUUUUGUUUCCUUCUAAUUAAUUGCUAUUACACAAGCCCCUGCACUCCCAGCCCCCGUCUCAGAAUUUGCUAAACGAAUGGGGGGAUUUCAUGGAAAUGGGAGCGUCACUCCUUGUGGCUGACAGACGCAGUGUCGGUUUCCUGGGAAGUGCACUCCUCUCUGAUUUUUCAGCACGGCGUUCCUUGGUGAGUCACGGUGACGUUUUGUGUUCUGACUUUCUGACAGGGCAGUGUGGAAAAGCAACAAAAAAAAAGAUUACGCAUAAAAAAAAAAACAGAAAGGACGGGCUUAGUUACCAUGGUUCCGGGUACCGGGAACUGGGAACUGGCGUUUCAAAGCGUCAAUGGGGAACAGGAGUUGGGUGUGAGGCCGCCAAUGAACGCCGACGGGGCGGGGUCAUGCGCUGGAGUCGCCAAGGGGGUGCAGCGGGAGGCGCAGAUUGACGUGAUUCGGAGCCACAGAGAUGGAGGAGGAGGACUAAGGGAGGGGAACUCGCCCGCCCCCUUCCCCAUCUUCUUGAAAGACCAGUGGGCGUGGUUUCGCGCGGCUUCUUGUUCCGUGUGAAAACUUUGCCGGUUUCGGGUGCAAAGUUUGAAACCGUCUGCAAACAGCCGAGUCGAAUGCUUCGCUCGGCAGUUGAGGAUUUCGUCUUGUGCUCUUCUCCUCGCCUUGCCGGUAACAUGGUGAACGACAAGUGGAUGGCAAACCGCGGCGCUUCUGUCGUUGUAUGCGGAGAAUUGAUUUGAGCGAGAGAGCGACUGAAAGCAGUGGAUAUUGUCUCGAGGAUUUGACAAGGCGAGCGGCUGCAGCGCCUCGACGUCUUUCAAGGAACAAACGGGCGGCAGAAAACAAAUAAAAAAGGAAAUCUCAGUUGGCCACAGCACUUCGGAGCGGCUCUCGCUUGGUGGGAAACGACCGGUUGCCUCUUCUGCGAGUCAGGGAGCCCAGCGUCGACACAACCUGUGUACGUGCAAGCGAGACGGCGCCUGUGCCCGCCGAGAAGGGAGGGAAAGAUCGAGAUCCGGAGAGCGAGCCAUGGCUUGCGAGCCCAACGGAAUGCGGCUGCUCUGCAUGCUGACCCUGACGUUUGGCUUCUUCGUGGUCGAGGUGGUUGUCAGCCGGCUUACGGCCUCGCUGGCCAUGCUGUCCGACUCCUUCCACAUGCUGUCGGAUGUCAUCGCGCUGGUGGUGGCGCUGGUGGCGGUGCGCUUCGCCGAGAAGACCCAGUCCACCAGUAAGAACACGUUCGGCUGGAUUCGCGCCGAAGUGAUGGGCGCCCUGGUGAACGCCGUCUUCCUGACCGCCCUGUGCUUCACCAUCAUCCUGGAGGCCAUCGAGCGCUUCACGGAGCCGCACGAAAUCGAGAAACCGCUGGUGGUGAUUGGCGUGGGAGCCGCCGGGCUCCUCAUCAACCUUUUUGGCCUCUGCAUGUUCCACGGACACUCCCACGCAGGGGGGCACGGACACUCCCACGGAGGGGGGUCCGCUCACGGGGGCAAGAAGGGUAAGAAGAGCAAGUGCGAGAGGCCACCGGGGGGCACCUCGUCGACAGAAGAAACGAACAAUCUGGUGGGCUGCGGAAGCCCGAAUGGCGUGACAGCGGAGGGACCCGAGCGGAACGAUCUGCUGCAGCAGAACAGCUUGGAGAUCCAGGUCAACGGCAGCCUGCCUUACGAUGAGCUCGACCCUGGAGAAGAGUCGGCUUCCCAGCUCAAUAUGCGAGGGGUCUUCCUCCAUGUUCUCGGGGAUGCCUUGGGUUCAGUCAUCGUUGUGGUCAAUGCAAUCAUUUUUAAUUUCGUGUGGUCUCCUUGCGUGGCUGGUGUUCCUUGCAUCAACCCUUGUGUGGACAGCCACUGCACUGACCAUGAGCACGUCAACCACACUCUGGUGAGCCUAGACAACAGCACUAUGUCCUCCGCCGGGCCUUGCUGGGUUCUCUACUUGGACCCCACCCUUUGUGUUAUUAUGGUGUGCAUUUUGUUGUACACAACCUAUCCUCUGUUGAAGGAGUCGGCCCUCAUCCUGUUACAAACUGUCCCGAAGCAGAUUGACAUGCGUCGGCUGAAUGAAAAGUUGCGCAGUUUGGAUGGGGUGUUAGCUGUUCACGAACUUCAUAUUUGGCAGUUGGCGGGCAGCCGCAUCAUUGCUACAGCUCACAUCAAAUGCCACGAUCCCGCCUCAUACAUGGAUGUGGCGAAACGAAUCAAGGAUUUCUUCCACAAUGAAGGCAUCCAUGCCACAACGAUCCAGCCAGAGUUUGCCACCGUGAACUCAGAGUCACGCAUCUCCCUCUGUGAACUUUCCUGCAGGACACAGUGUGCCCCCAAACUUUGUUGUGGCAGUGGAGACAAACACGGAACUGAGAAAAAGAGCACUGAAAAAGUAGGGAGUGGUGGUCUUCCCCUGCCCUGCCUGGAGAUGAUCAGCGAGUCCCCUGAGCACCUCGCUCAAGAAAAUCAGCCCGAGGUGGAAGUCCAGAGAGCAGAAAAUGAGGUGGAAAUCGUCAUCCCGAGAGAAGUGGAGUCAUCCUUGUGAAGUGUAGUAGCGGGGUACCUGCUGGGACCAGAUGCUGCCCGAGACUGGCACUUGCUUUUCUUUUCAUCAGCAGAUGCGAUUGCGUCCCCCCUCCCUCUAUU
Polypterus senegalus (gray bichir) is the source of this 3739-nucleotide messenger RNA. RefSeq names its product solute carrier family 30 member 1a (gene slc30a1a). Bases 2139 to 3638 code for a protein of 499 amino acids. NCBI's taxonomy places the organism in Eukaryota, Metazoa, Chordata, Cladistia, Polypteriformes, Polypteridae. The transcript is spliced from 2 exons. Gene Ontology annotation, biological process: detoxification of zinc ion; intracellular zinc ion homeostasis; zinc ion transmembrane transport. The record is from RefSeq and is a predicted model, not a curated record. Gene Ontology annotation, molecular function: calcium channel inhibitor activity; zinc ion transmembrane transporter activity. Gene Ontology annotation, cellular component: membrane; endoplasmic reticulum; Golgi apparatus.